CCCGUCCUCUCAGCCAGAGUGUUGUAGCUGCACAGAGGAAACAUGACAGGCCCUGAGCCUGAGCUUUGCAGGAUUGUCACACACGUGAGACGCCUCUGAUGCAGAUGUGUUAAUCUGCUUUCAGCAACAACAACUUUGAAUCUGCAGGGACUCAGCCAACCCAACACCAAACCACAAGGAUUCACCUGGUCUGACCGCGAUCAUUUAUUCUGGCAUCAUGGAGCUUGAUCGGUUCGGCAUUCACGAUGAGGAUGAUGAAGAUGAUGCAGCCACUCAGUACAUGAUUGAACAGAGUCUGCUGGAGAGCAACAAGCAGAAGGAGAUGCACAGAAACGCCACAACGCGGGAGGACAGGAGCAGCUCAGAAUCUGCAGACAUCAGUAAGAUCUUCACUGCUAUUAGACAAGGUAAUGAGAAGCUCCUGAAGGAUCUGUGUGUCAGACAGAAAGAGAGCUUUUCACUGGCAGACAGCAGAGGCUGGACGCCUCUUCACGAAGCAGCAUCUCAGAGCAACCAGAGCAUCCUGGAGCUCACGUACAAAGCUUCAGGCCCAGACUCAGUGAAGUGUUGCACGCUGCGAGGUCAGACUCCACUCUUCCUCGCAGUAGAACAUGGUCUUAUAGAAAAUGCCUCCUUCCUCCUCAAACAUGGAGCCAGCCCAGACAUCCAGGAUGACAACCAGGACUCGCCGCUAUUUGUGGCGAUCCGCUUAGACCGCCUUGACUUGGUGAAGCUGCUGCUCCUGCGUGGCUCCAACGUGCACCAGGAGGGUUGCCAUGGCCGUCGGCCCCUCCACGAGGCCUCACGGUUGGGCAGAAUGGAGAUGGUAAAGGUGCUGCUGGAGGCCGGAGCGAGGCCCGACCCCCGCAGCCACUAUGGCCUCACGCCGCUGGCUCUAGCAGCUCAGGAAGGUCACCUAGAGGUGGUGCAGAUUCUGCUGAAGAAAGGUGCUGACGUCUUCUCUCAGGCACAGGACGAGGCAUCCAUCAUGUAUGAAGCAUCAGCGUCUGGUAAUCCAGCCGUCAUCAGCCUCCUGCUGGAAUAUGGUGCCGAUGCCAACGUUGCCAAACACACGGGACACAUGCCAAUCCACCGUGUCGCUCACCGAGGACACCUGGAAGCUCUGCAACUACUGCUUCCUGUCACCUCUAUGAGGGACAUAAAUGACAGUGGGAUGAGUCCCCUUCACUCAGCUGCUGCAGGAGGACACACAAACUGCAUCAAGGUAUUGCUGGACGCAGGGUACGACCCCAACUACAUGCUCCACCCCUGGGUUCGCUGCAGCUACGAUGAUGAGAGGAAGUCAGCUCUCUUCUUUGCCGUCUCUAAUAAUGAUAUGCCGUCAGCAAAAUUGCUGCUGGAGGCCGGAGCCAUGACCAACCAGGACCCGGUCAAAUGUCUGCAGGUUGCACUGCGCAUGGGCAACUAUGAGUUGAUGGACCUGUUGCUGCGGUUCGGAGCCAACGUCAACUAUUACGCCAGGAUAAACACGACUCACUUCCCGUCAGCGCUGCAGUACGCUUUCAAAGACGAGGUGAUUCUCAGGAUGCUGUGUAACUAUGGUUACAAUGUGGAGCGCUGCUUUGACUGUCCCUAUGGAAACAAACCCCACAUCCCUGAAGACUAUGAGGGAUGGAGUGACAGUGUGAUCAAAGACACCAUGUUCUGCGAGGUGAUCACAGUUUCCUGGCUGAAACACCUGUCGGGCCACGUGGUUCGUGUCCUGCUGGACUACGUGGAUCACGUGACCAUGUGCUCCAAACUGAAGGCGGUUCUGAUGGAGCAGAAGCAGUGGCCGGACAUCUGCAGACUGCAAGAAAACACCCGCUGCCUGCAGCAUCUCUGCCGCCUGCGAAUCCGCCGGAGCCUCGGCCGCCUCCGUCUCCGGUCCCAGGUCUUCAUGAGCUUCGUGCCGCUGCCGGAGCGGCUGAAGGACUACAUCCUGUACCGGGAGUACAACCUGCUGCGGGGCCGGUGGGGCGGCAAUCCGGGCCGAUAAUUUAGAGGCUAAAAGAGGAGCGUGUUAGGCUGACAUACAAAUGUGCAUAUUUUUAUUUCACAAAGAAAAUGGGGGGAAAUUAAGGAGCAUGCAAAACAUGUGUUUUUGGUAGCGUUCGCAAACACGACAGCUCGAAAAGAUGGAUUGAUUGAAGGUCAAAGGCAACAAUUAGGAAAUGAUGCUGGUGUAUUCUUAAUAUGACGUGUCACCUUUGACCUCUGACCUCACUCUUACAUUUCACAUCUGCCUUUUUUUCACCUUGACUCUAAAAUGUGUUUUAAGAGAAAAAGUGAGUCUAGUUAGUUACAAAUAUAAUGCAGAAUAAUAUUAUAUAAUAAGCUCGAGUUGUUCAUGACAAGUCAUUUACAAAUCAAUACAAUCAUCCAUUACCAACUGAUGCAUAAUGUUUUGUUUAAUCAUUUACAUUUAAAAACAACAAACAAACUGAAGAUGUAGAACAUACUAUACUAUUCCCUUAAAAGUAAAUACUGCCCCGAGAGCCAACUGUGCGAAUAUGUUAUUGUACACAUGCACAUUUUUAAAAUAAAACAAAACAUUUGCAGGUUUAAAAAUACAAAUAAAAAAAUUAAUGUUUUCUACAUCAAAGAAACUAUAAUGUAUUAUUAAGUCAUUUUAUAAUUAUUGUAUUUAAGUUUACGUUAGAAAAAAUCAAGCACCAUCUGGUUUUUGUAAGGUUAUUUAUUUUGGAAAACAACACGUGGUAUCUGCUAAAGAAAGGUGUGAUGCAGGUCCCCAUUGUCUUUACUGAUGCUACACAGGUGUACAGUAAGGUUAGAGAUCUGUAGGCUAUUGUAUUGAUAAAACAGCAGUUUCCACAGUGUUUUUAAUUAGUUUUAAUAUUUUUGCAUGUCCAAAUAAUGUGCGGGACUGUACAAACACAUUACCACAUGUCCUGGAUAUUUACGUUAUAAUAGCCCGUCAAUAUAAGAUUACAUGUUUUAUACACAUAUUGCUUUAAAUUGCUAAGUGUAAAUGUAUAAAAUGUGAUGUAAGAGUAUAAAAUUGAUGUCAGUAUUUAACAUGGUGAUUUAUGACAAUGACAGCAAAAAUAAACAUAAUAAUGCUGUAAUUUGAAAAUCUGGUGAAAUAAACUGAGUCAGAGAUUAUAUUUUGAAAGGUUUGAGAAAACGACUUGAUAAAAACUUUCCAUAAGCGGUCUGAGGUCGGCUGAAGGACCUUAUGUAACAGCAGAUGUGGAGUAGAGGUGACAGGAUGUCUCAGAGGUCACAGAGACCAGCACCUGGGAUAACCCCUGCUGGGGUGCUUUGGUGAAAAAAGUCUCUCACUUCAGUUAAGAGAUUUUUUUCCCCGCUUUUUUUGGAAAUUCUAUGUCACACCAGGAAAAAAAAGAAAAAAAGUCUCAUCUAAAGACUGCUCCUGAGUUUGAAGCAUCAACACAGGUUUAACUGUAGAAGUUUGGCUGCACAGCUUCUGGACCUGAGAAGUGAAGACAAAGUACCCUAAAACUAAAGCUGUAUUAUGUUUAAUGGCCAGCAGACUUUCCAGCAAUCAGUGUAAGUUUCAAGUUUAAAACUUGAUUAACACAAAAUGAUGUUUAUUGAAUAAAUAAUGGUAUCAUCUGGAGUAAAAUUGCCUUAAAGCGGGAUAAAUUUUUUUGGCCCAUUCUCUGUAAACCCUGCAGAUCAGAAGUUUCUGAAAUACUGUCUAGCAUCAAUAACUAUACCAUGUUCAAAAUCAUUUACAUCACCUUCAGUGGGUAGUCUGGAGCAUGUCUACAUGCCUCUGGCUGGUUAGCGGCUAAACAGGUGUACCUAAUUAAGUAUGUAAAUGUAGAAAUCUUGCUUUCAGUUGUGGUACAUUUGUUUUUUCGGGGAGAGGGUCUCUGAUGUUUGCAGAGAAUUUGAAGGUUUCUGUCGUUUCUCCAUUUCAUGCCUUCUUACCCGCUCUGCCCUUCUGCCUGUGACCUGAAAAUCUAUCUCAAGUACAUGAUUUUAAAGCAAGUUUUAGCUUCUAAAGUGCACCAACAGAAGACGCACAGGUGCAUCUUUUGCUGGAGUGUUUUUACCCUCCAUGUUUACAAGAGCAGUGGCACAGUUGGAAUGUACAAAGCAUGAUGAAAGGAGGACUCUUACCCUGCAUUUUAUUCUACUUACAAAUUUAAUUAAAAGCAGGGCUAAAUAUAAGAGUUAUAUAGGAACAUUGUUGCACUCACACACUGUAGUUGGGCUGCACUAAACACCAUUAUUUGACAUAAUUUUAAAAAGAGCUUCAAAGUAAGGAAUUCGCUUCACUAGGACAAUUAAAGGAAACUCCAAGUGUUGUAGCAAGGUGUUAGGCCUUACUGUAGUUGUGGAGAUUUUUCCUUUAAUUUGUCAAUUUUGUGUGUAAGACAGACAGAAUAUUGCUUUUCAGCCACGUCAGCCUGCCCAAUUCUCUAUUUUCCAUGACUAUCAACAGACUCAGCCACUAAAGCUUUUCAUUAAAUCCCCACUUUUGAUUGUUUUUCUUUUUUGGGUCUCAUUUAUUUAAAGCACCUGUUGCCUCAACCCCUGUUUUCUUUUUACUCUUCCUCCCCUGCUUUCAAGUCCAGGCGGAGGAAAUAAGAUUUGAGAGGAUGAAUUGUGGAUAAACUGUGACUGGAGGGCAUUAAAGUGUGUUUGUUUAGUUGGAUCCUGGUCCCAAAUGCCCAGAGGUGAAUUUUUUCCUUGAUUGUUCACUCUGAACUCAGACACUGGA
Maylandia zebra (zebra mbuna) is the source of this 4717-nucleotide messenger RNA. RefSeq names its product ankyrin repeat and SOCS box containing 14a (gene asb14a). Lineage: Eukaryota; Metazoa; Chordata; Actinopteri; Cichliformes; Cichlidae. Gene Ontology annotation, molecular function: protein binding; ubiquitin-protein transferase activity. The record is from RefSeq and is a predicted model, not a curated record. Gene Ontology annotation, cellular component: BRCA1-A complex; BRCA1-BARD1 complex. Gene Ontology annotation, biological process: intracellular signal transduction; protein K6-linked ubiquitination.